Messenger RNA from Plectropomus leopardus (leopard coralgrouper), 756 nucleotides. The record is from RefSeq and is a predicted model, not a curated record. NCBI's taxonomy places the organism in Eukaryota, Metazoa, Chordata, Actinopteri, Perciformes, Serranidae.
AUGAGCAGGACUGCAGGCUGCUGCAACAGCUGUCUGCACUAUGCAUUUGAUUAUGAAACACCAAAAACGCUGCUUAUUCCAAACAUAGCAGUAGGAUGUGUGUUCAGGUUCACCCAGCUGCUGGUGGUGCUGUAUGUGGUGGGGUAUGUGUGUGUGGUACAGAAAGCCUACCAGGACACAGACUCUGUCAUCAGCAGCGUCACCACCAAAGUGAAAGGUUUCGCUUUCACAAACACAUCUGACAUGGAGCCCCGGUUUUGGGACGUGGCUGAUUAUGUUAUCCCAUCUCAGGGCGAUAAUUCAUUCUUUGUUUUAACCAACAUGGUAAUCACCCCUCGUCAAACUCAGUCUCGUUGUCCUGAGCUUCCAAACCUUUCAUCUGGUUGUAUGGAUGACUGUGACUGUAUCGAGGGGCACAGUGAUCCUCGAGGCAGUGGUAUACAGACAGGGCUGUGUGAGAACUAUUCCACGACUGCUCGGACCUGUGAAGUGCUCUCAUGGUGCCCUCUCGAAAUAGACACUAAGCUGCCAGAACGUGCACUGCUGGCUGCAGCAGAGAACUUCACUGUGCUGAUCAAAAACAGCAUAACAUACCCAAAGUUCAACUUUCACAGUAGAAACAUACUGCCUCAUAUUAACUCCUCAUACCUGAAGAGGUGUGAAUUCAAUCGUGCAACAGACCCUCACUGCCCCAUUUUCCGCCUCAAGCACAUCCUUUCAGAGGCUGGAGAGGAGUUUCAAGACAUGGCUGUGAAG